AUGUCACAUGCACUCAAAGAUUGCACCAAUUUGCCACAAAAGCAGAAAGGACCCAGAGCAUCUGAAACUCAUUACAGAAAGCCAAUGUUUAAAGCAUAUCGCUUAUUAGAAUCCAAUGUAACCACAAGAGCAGUUUCUUUAUCCUCAGCGCGGGAUCUUGAAGAACACCUAGAACACAGUUCAAAAAACUUGACUUCCAAAAAGGAUUUAUUUGUUCCAGGGACGCCAAGCCCACACAUUUGCUAUACAGCUCAAUCUUCUCAGGCAAGUAUCUUAGACUCCUCAGUCAAAAAAAAUCUGAGUUUUGAGCAAACAGGAUUAGAAGAGAGCUUUUCUCUGUUAAUGACUCCAGUAUUUGGCAAAAGAUCCAGAGAAGACACACUAAUGAGUGUAGGUAAAAAGUGUAAAGAAGACACAAAAACAAUUGAUACAAUGCAGAUAGAGCUGUUAGACCCUGACUUAAUGGUAUCUGAAUAUUUCAGAUGCUAUAAAGAAGCUGAUAUAGUUUCUGAUUUAGAUAUAAGAGAAAAUGUAAUACAGAACGAGUGCGAUGAUGAUUGCCCAACAGAUGAUGCGCAAGUAGAUGAUAAUAAUAAAAUAGCAUCGAAAUAAGUCUCUUCUUGAAUUUUUCUAUUUCUAGCUAUAUUAUUAUUGGGUUCAGUUUUGAGUGGUUCUUCUCCAGUAGUCUAGGAACACUCUAGCAUAUAGGUUGGGGCGGCUGACGUUGAAUAGGAUUUUUACUGCCAACACUUGGGAGGGAAACUUUAGAUAGAACCUUCGUAGCAGUAAUAAGGCACAGAGCUAGGCAACCCAUCCUGUGAUGUCUAGUGGCCAGCAAGUGGUAUGAGCGUUAAGAUCGCUAUCUGUUGUUUCUUAUAUAAAAAUAUGGGUAAAGAAUGGCGGCGUCAAGGGCUCGAAGUUAAAAGGAUAGGUUGAAAUAAUAUCAUUGGAAACCAAACGACACGUUAAACACUAAAUAACUAACUCCCUCAUCUGUGAGUGGGCAAAAAAUUUCGCUCCUUCACGAGGGGGCUAUUUUUUAUAAUUUAAAAGUUUCUAUUUUGCAAAAUUGGAAGCUAAAAAUUAUUAAUCAAUUUGUAAAAUUAAUGUUUUAAAAAGCUAAUUGUUGAAAAUACAGGAAUAGCUAGAGAUUUUAUUACAAUAAAUAUCAUUUAUAUAUUAUAAUUUUUUUAUAAAACUUUUAUAUACCACUCAAUGAGGAUUUUUUCCAAAAAUAUAAUGUUUUGCUCACUCACAGAGAGGGUGGAAAUAAGUAAGGUGAUGCACAAAUAGAAGUUUGCAUAAGUUAUUUGGCAUCCCAGAUAGAGCAAUCAAUCUUAAGUGAGAUAUAA
Molecule: messenger RNA, 1352 nt
Organism: Blepharisma stoltei
Lineage: Eukaryota; Ciliophora; Heterotrichea; Heterotrichida; Blepharismidae
Source: the annotation of a GenBank genome assembly